GUCAUCUCCGGGCGCCGAGGGUGACUGGACUUGUGGUGAGCUUCCAGGGCUCCGCGGCGCUGCCGGUUGUAUUCGCUGGAUACCAGAGGGCGGAAGUGCGGCAGGGUUCGGCUCCGACCUCCGCGCCAGUGCUUUUUGCGGCUGCGCGGGCUUCCUGGAGUCCUGCUGCCGCGUACCCGCAGGACAGUGUGUCAGGCAGGCAACCUGCCCGGCCGCCCCACUGGAGCCCGGGAUCCAGGCGUCCCCACCGGUGAGGGGAGCCGGAAGGAGGAGCCGUCGCUUCGGAUAGGUUUGGCUUUUGUUGAAAAAAGAAUUUAGCCUGUAUGUACUGCUUUAACCACUGGAAGAAUGACAGAUGACAAAGAUGUGCUUCGAGAUGUGUGGUUUGGACGAAUUCCAACUUGCUUCACGCUUUAUCAGGAUGAGAUAACUGAAAGGGAAGCAGAACCAUACUAUUUGCUUUUGCCAAGAGUAAGUUAUUUGACGUUGGUAACUGACAAAGUGAAAAAGCACUUUCAGAAGGUUAUGAGACAAGAAGACAUUAGUGAGAUAUGGUUUGAAUAUGAAGGCACACCACUGAAAUGGCAUUAUCCAAUUGGUUUGCUAUUUGAUCUUCUUGCAUCAAGUUCAGCUCUUCCUUGGAACAUCACAGUACAUUUUAAGAGUUUUCCAGAAAAAGACCUUCUGCACUGUCCAUCCAAGGAUGCAAUUGAAGCUCAUUUUAUGUCAUGUAUGAAAGAAGCUGAUGCUUUAAAACAUAAAAGUCAAGUAAUCAAUGAAAUGCAGAAAAAAGAUCACAAACAGCUUUGGAUGGGAUUACAAAAUGACAGAUUUGACCAGUUUUGGGCCAUCAAUCGGAAACUCAUGGAAUAUCCUGCAGAAGAAAAUGGAUUUCGUUAUAUCCCCUUUAGAAUAUAUCAGACAACGACUGAAAGACCUUUCAUUCAGAAGCUGUUUCGUCCUGUGGCUGCAGAUGGACAGUUGCACACACUGGGAGAUCUCCUCAAAGAAGUUUGUCCUUCUGCUGUUGCUCCUGAAGAUGGGGAAAAAAAGAAUCAAGUGAUGAUUCAUGGAAUUGAGCCAAUGUUGGAAACACCUCUGCAGUGGCUGAGUGAACAUCUGAGCUACCCGGAUAAUUUUCUUCAUAUUAGUAUCAUCCCACAGCCAACAGAUUGAAGGAUCAACUAUUUGCCUGAACGGAAUCAUCCUUAAAUGGGAUUUAUCAGAGCAUGUCACCCUUCUGCUUCAAUCAGGUUUGAUGGAGGCAACCUGACCAGAAACACUUCUCUGCUGCAAGCCCAACAGGAAAAAGAUUCCAUGUCAGAUAAGGCAAUUGGGCUGGUCUUACUUUGCAUCACCGCUACUUUCCUCCACUGCCAUCAUUAAACCUCAGCUGUGACAUGAAAGACUUACAGGACCACUGCAAGUCUUCUGUAAAAUAUAAUGAAGCCGAAACCUUUGGCCUAAAAAGAAAAUGGAAGUAUGUGCCACUCGAUUUGUAUUUCUGAUUAACAAAUAAGCAGGGGUAUUUCCUAAGGUGACCAUGGUUGAACUUUAGUUCGAGAGAGUGGAAACAUUGGUUUAAUUUUCAAGAGAAUUAAGAAAGUAAAAGAGAAAUUCUGUUAUCAAUAACUUGCAAGUAAUUUUUUGUAAAAGAUUGAAUUACAGUAAACCCAUCUUUCCUUAACGAAAAUUUCCUAUGUUUACAGUCUGUCUAUUGGUAUGCAAUCUUGUAACUUUGAUAAUGAACAGUGAGCGAUUUUUAAAUAAAGCCUCUAAAUAUGUUUUGUCAUUUAAUAACAUACGAUUUUGUCACUUUCCAAGUACUUUCUGACUCACAUACAGUAGAUCGCUUUUUACUCUGUGUUACCAUUUUGACUGGUCAUCACUGGCAUGGGUGGAUAUAGGGUAUAUAGGAUUACUUGUCUCAGGAGCUGUCAUAGAAUUUCUUGCUGCCAAUCAAAAAAACCUGUGUUCUUUACACACUAAAGUUAUAAAUACUGUAACUGUUUAUCUUUGCUGUUUUAUCACUGUAAACCUGUCAAAUCAUAGUAUCCUAAGCAUCUAUAUAUGAUAAUUUUGCAUUUUUGGAAAAACCCAUUCCUUCCAAGCAAGGGUUUUUCAUUAGCUCCUUAGGUCUGAUUUUUCACUGUGGUCCCCUGGCAGCCAGUCUUUUGAAGUGUAAAGAUUACCUGUCUCCUGACUGCAGUACCUUUUCUUUAAUUUUUACCAAAAAUAUCCAGAGGUUACUGAAGUUCUUACUCAAUUUAAGGAAAGUUUGCUGCACUUUAUUACCAAGCCUCUGGGAUUUUACUAGUCAAAUAUAUUUGUGCAUUACAUUUUGUUUCUUGUGAGCUAGCUUGCUGUCCAUAUUGAAUGUUGACUCAUUUGAGUAUGCUAAAAGACUUAUAUAGUAUCAGACGAUCAUGGUUUUAGAUCCCAUAAUAAAAAUGAAUGUUUUUCUUAUAAAAAAUUAUA
Sapajus apella (tufted capuchin) is the source of this 2478-nucleotide messenger RNA. It is a transcript of the gene ATG5, whose product is annotated as autophagy related 5. Bases 349 to 1176 code for a protein of 275 amino acids. The record is from RefSeq and is a predicted model, not a curated record. Gene Ontology annotation, biological process: nucleophagy; C-terminal protein lipidation; autophagy of mitochondrion. Lineage: Eukaryota; Metazoa; Chordata; Mammalia; Primates; Cebidae. Gene Ontology annotation, cellular component: cytoplasm; phagophore assembly site membrane; Atg12-Atg5-Atg16 complex. The transcript is spliced from 8 exons.